UGUCACAUUGGGCUGUAACAGUUUGAAGACUAUCUAUGUUCUACAGAGGCUUGGGGAAAUCAGGAACUUACAAUACAUCUAAAGAAAGACCUCACCUUAGAAUUCUUGAGAGAAAGUAUAAAAAGUGAUUAAGGCCAGAAUAAGAAUAAGAACAAUAAAAUCCUUAAUCGCUCCAAAGGGUCUUCAAGGAAUCCCAGGAAUUUUGUUUCACGUUUUAUUUUAUUUUUCCUUUUGUUUGAUGUCUUUUCAAAAAGCUGGAUAACUCAGAUUAGAACAUUAGUUCACAAAGAAGUUGGCUGAAUGUUACAGGCUUGCAAAAUGGAAGGCUUUUCCCUCAUUUCCCCUCCCUCUGAAGACCUGGUAUCUUAUGAAUCAGACCUCUAUAGACAGUCCCAUGAUAGUUACCAGUAUCUCAGCAAUGAAGCAGACAGUCACGGUGGUGAACUGCUUUUAACUCCGUCAGACCACUACUGGGAAUAUCAUCCCCAUCAUCUGCACACCGAAUUUGAGACCUUUGGAGACAAUCAUUUUGCAGAGCUCCAAAGUGUACAGCCACCACAACUCCAGCAGCUCUACCGGCACAUGGAGAUAGAACAGAUGCACGUUCUUGACUCUGGGAUCCCCGUCACACAUCUUGGACUCAACCACAACCAUCAGGUUGCCUUUGUGCCUCGCAUGUGUGUGUAUCCCUCUCAUCAGCGCAGCUCUGAUGAAGAAGAUCUAGAGAGGCAGAGUCCACCUUUGGAAGUAUCAGAUGGAGAGACUGAGGUUGGGGAACCCACUCCUGGGAUUAUGAAUGGAGAAUCAGGUAGUAAGAAGAAAAUCCGAUUGUACCAAUUUCUUCUCGAUCUGCUUCGGAGCGGAGAUAUGAAGGAUAGCAUCUGGUGGGUCGAUAAGGAAAAAGGCACAUUCCAGUUCUCCUCUAAGCACAAAGAAGCACUGGCUCAUCGCUGGGGCAUUCAGAAAGGCAACCGCAAGAAAAUGACCUACCAAAAAAUGGCACGGGCAUUGCGAAAUUACGGGAAGACUGGGGAGGUCAAGAAAGUGAAGAAGAAGCUCACAUAUCAGUUUAGUGAUGAAGUGAUGGGAAAGAGCAGCAGUGAUAGAAAAAGCUUUCCUCUCUGAAUGAGAGUCCAGGAUUCCCCAAAAUUGUAGAGACAAAUAUGGGUUGGACUUAACAACAGAGUUGCUUUAACAUCUCCGGGCCCUCAUUCUUACCUUAUUGAAGUCAAACAUCUCCUCUGGUACGAAUUCUCUUUUCAGCUUUGACAUUCCUUACAGGUUAUUUUUGCAUCUAUAUAACAAGCUGGACACAGUAGGGACUGUUUUUAAAGAGAAAGAAAUGUAUAGGUAUGUUCUUUUCAGAAAAUAUUUGAUUGUGCUGUAAUUAAAAUACAUAGCCAAUGAAGUGUUUUUAUUUCUCAGACAGUAUUAGUUGAUCUUCAGAGACUGCCUUAGCCUACAGCUUUUAAAUUAGCAUUAAUAAAGACUCUGCUAUAUUUCUCCAUGGCUAGAGAGAAACCUGCAGACCUUGGAAACAUAUCUUAUUGUGCAAGUAUUAAUAACAUUAAAUAUUUAAUAAAAUCAGAUAUAAUGAAUUCA
Ahaetulla prasina is the source of this 1602-nucleotide messenger RNA. RefSeq names its product Spi-1 proto-oncogene (gene SPI1). The transcript has 5 exons. Gene Ontology annotation, molecular function: sequence-specific DNA binding; DNA-binding transcription factor activity, RNA polymerase II-specific. Gene Ontology annotation, cellular component: nucleus. Bases 301 to 1125 code for a protein of 274 amino acids. The record is from RefSeq and is a predicted model, not a curated record. Lineage: Eukaryota; Metazoa; Chordata; Lepidosauria; Squamata; Colubridae. Gene Ontology annotation, biological process: regulation of transcription by RNA polymerase II; cell differentiation.